Molecule: messenger RNA, 1260 nt
Organism: Harmonia axyridis
Lineage: Eukaryota; Metazoa; Arthropoda; Insecta; Coleoptera; Coccinellidae
Gene: lsn
Product: vacuolar-sorting protein SNF8
Exons: 1
Coding region: 91-843 (250 amino acids)
Biological process (GO): protein transport to vacuole involved in ubiquitin-dependent protein catabolic process via the multivesicular body sorting pathway
Cellular component (GO): ESCRT II complex
Source: RefSeq, a predicted model, not a curated record
UUAUACAAACGUCAGUAUUUGUAAAUAAUAAAUAGUCUUUUUACCCAAAUCCUAUAAUAUUAGGGGAAUAGUGAAACGUAAAGUUUAAAAAUGCGAAGAGGCGUAGGUCUUGGGGCCAUCCAGAAACAUAAAGUAGAACAAGCCAAAUACACAAACAUUGGAAAUGAAAUUCAAGAAAAUCAAAUAGAGCAAAUGACCAAACAAUUAGAAGUUUUCAGGGUACAUUUAGAAGAAUUCGCUUCAAAACAUAAAAAUGAAAUAAAAAAGAAUGGUGAAUUCAGAAGACAAUUCCAAGAAAUGUGUGCUGCGAUAGGGGUUGAUCCAUUGUCAAGUGGAAAAGGAUUUUGGUCUGUAUUGGGUAUUGGUGAUUUUUAUUAUGAACUUGCUGUUCAAAUAGUGGAAGUUUGUCUAGCAACAAAUGCCAUAAAUGGAGGACUUAUUUAUUUAGAUGAACUGCGGACAAGACUUAUAAAGGCCAGAGGACAAAGCAAACAGCAUCAAGAGAUUUCUGAAGACGAUCUCUUGAGAGCAGCACAGAAAUUGAAAAUUUUUGGUAGUGGUUUCUCUGUUGUUCCUGUUGGAAAUGGAAAAUAUAUGGUUCAUUCUGUUCCUGGGGAACUAAAUAUGGAUCAUGGUGCUAUUUUACAAUUAUUAUCGACUAAAAAGUCUCAUUCUAUAUCGGUGAAUACUAUACAAGAAAAACUAAACUGGAAAGAAGAUAGAGCUAAGAUAGCUUUGGAGCAGAUGUUAGAUCAAGGAUUGUCUUGGAUAGAUACGCAAGACGAUUCUGGUCCUGUUUAUUAUUUUCCUAGUUUAUUCAAUGUCAACUUAUCAGAAGAAUAAAGAAAUAUUUAUUGAAGCUAAAUAAUGAGACAAAUAAAAUGAUUUUUGAAGAGAAUAUGAAAAAAUUCAAAUAUCAUACAAAAAUACAAAAUAUAUGAAACUUGUAAAUGAUCAAUUUGUAUAAGGAGUUCUCAACCCCUAUAUAUUGAAGAUUUAACAUGAUUAUUCUCAGUUGGGUGUUCCAGUGUCAUUAACUGAAAUUUUGGUGCGUCACUACAGUCCAAGAUGCAAAUUUCUCUAUAUUUUCAUAAUAUGAUAAUGUCCUUCCUUAAACUUAAAUAUUUCAGCUGAACAUUCUUGUGAUGGUUCAUAUUAUCAUUCAAUAUAUUUUUUUAAGUUAUCCAUAUAAUAUCUUAUUGGCAUAUUCUAUUUGAGUUUUAUUUCUUACAAGAAUAAAAUUAUUUCAUAAAUUUUAAA